GUAAAGUGUCAUGCGUAAACGUCAAAACUUCGGAAGUGAUUUGUGAAUUAUCACCACGAAAUUGAUAGUUAAAAUUACAAAUUAAAGUAAAAGAUGUCGGUGGCCAAAGUGACUAAAGAUCAAAACAAGUCCGAGCCGGUAGCGUACAGCGAUGCUGCGUUAAGGAACAAUGCUGUGGUCGUGGAAUAUUGUAGAACUUCUAUGGCUGCACUGUCGGGCUCCACUGCAGGUGUCCUAGGCCUCACAGGACUCUACGGGUUUGCUUUCUACGUGUUUGCAGUCGUCAGCCUCUGGGUGAUGUUCAUGUUGAAGACUGGACCUAAUUGGAGCAAAUAUUAUGUGUCAAGACAGAGUCUACUAACACACGGAUUCUUCGGAGCGCUCUUCACUUACGUGUUAUUCUGGACUUUUAUUUACGGAAUGGUACAUGUAUAUUAGAGUUAAGUUAGUUUGUAAGUUUUAUAGAUGAAAUUGUGAGAGGUUUACUUUAUGUAUGAUAGAAGAAGAUGGACUGCAAUAUAGUCUUGUAUGUAAUUAUAAUGUGAAAGAUUGUAAGCAUGAGCAUACCCCUUUCUUUUAACGCUGGACUUAGUAACUGAUAGAGUACUGUAGGGGCAUUUGUAUGCUAACAAAACUUAAUAUGUAUUUAACGUAUCCUACUACUAAACAAAAUUAUUCAAAUUCAUUUAUUCAGUUAGAUAUCGAAGACAAAUGACCAAAAUAAUGUAUAUCAGACAGAAAGACAUUACUUAGACAAAAGUGUAUCAAGCUGAGUCAAGCAAUAGGCUAAAUAUUGUACUAGCUGUUCCAUACAGUUCAACCACAUCCUGAGGGACCUGGAUAAACAGUAACCUAUGCCCUUUCUUAAGCUGUGGUCUAUGUGUGUACCAAAAUUUCAUUUAAAUGGGUUCUGUAGUUUUGGCGUGAAAGCCAGAUAAAUAGAGUUACUUUCGCAUUUAAAUAUUAAAAGUAAGAAUUGCAGUAAACAUUUGUAUUUAUUCACUAUUUGUUAAAUAGGAAAAUACUGGCAUGUAAUGUAAAGAAUGGUUUUAUUUAUACAUACUGUAAGAAAUAUUAUAAUUGUUUUACUGAAUAAAAUGGUUAAUUAUGUAAA
Molecule: messenger RNA, 1114 nt
Organism: Helicoverpa zea (corn earworm)
Lineage: Eukaryota; Metazoa; Arthropoda; Insecta; Lepidoptera; Noctuidae
Gene: EMC6
Product: ER membrane protein complex subunit 6
Exons: 3
Coding region: 94-438 (114 amino acids)
Biological process (GO): autophagosome assembly; protein folding in endoplasmic reticulum
Cellular component (GO): endoplasmic reticulum; EMC complex; membrane
Source: RefSeq, a predicted model, not a curated record